CUGGAAGAACGGCGCCGCCAUUUUAUGCGUGCGUGUGAGGCGAAGGUGAAGGGCUGAAAUAAACCCCGGCGGCGAGGGGGUAAAUCAGCCCUGCCCCGGUGCAGGCCGCCUCAACAUCGCCCCAUUGGCAGCCGCGGCUUUGUUUUGUUCCGCUCGCCUUUCUGUUGGGUUGUUUUCAGUUUGGUUUGCGGAGCGAUGGUGGCAGCAGCCAUUUGAAGGAAAGCAGCGAGGAAGACAGCUGUUGCACACCAAAGUUCUUGAGUACACCAUCUGUGGGCGAGAGAUGGAGUAUGACAAACGCUCCAGCCGCAGUGAGCGGAUGGGACGCUACGGGAGUGACCGGUGCAAGGACGACCCUCGAGAAUCCCGUGAUAGGCGGGAUCAUGACUACAGGGACAUGGACUACCGGUCCUAUGACCCGGACUAUGAUUGCGACACUGGCAAGGACUACGGCCAGCAGGACAGCUGGGGCUACGACCACUCUGAGGAUUACAGAGAGGACGGUGACGGUUACAGAAACUACGACAACCCUGAAGAUGCCUUCAGCUUCCCAGGGGAUGGGGAUUACAGAGACCAAGACUAUCGGAAUGAGACGGGCGAGGAGAAGGCCAGCAGGAUCAUCAUGCUGCGGAUGCUGCCCCCCUCCGCCACCGAGAACGAUAUCCGAAUGCAGCUGCAGUAUGCCGGUUACCAGCCUCGGGAGGUGCGCCUAAUGAGGAAUAAAUCCUCAGGUCAAAGCCGUGGUUUCGCCUUCGUGGAGUUUAAUCACUUGCAGGACGCUACCCGAUGGAUGGAAGCCAAUCAGCACUCUCUCGUUAUUCAUGGCCAGCAGAUCUCCAUGUACUACAGCGACCCCAAGCCCAAGGCCAAUGAGGACUGGCUCUGUAACAAGUGUGGAGUGCAGAAUUUUAAACGGCGUGAGAAAUGCUUUAAGUGUGGUGUUCCCAAGUCGGAAGGGGAGAUGCGGCUGGUGCCCGACAGGAAGGACCUGCAGCAGCCCCUCCCUGACGGACCCGCACCCCUGCUGAAGCUACCCCAGCCGUUCCAGCCGCCACAGCUCCACCCGCAGCACAGCCAGAACCAGCAGCCAAACGAGAACGCUAAUGACACCGUGAUCCUACGUAAUCUGAACUACCACACCACCCAAGAAACAAUCCUCAACACCUUGGCUCCCUAUGCUGUGUUGUCACCCUCCAACAUCCGCCUGAUCAGAGACAAGCAGAGCCAUCUAAACCGGGGCUUCGCCUUUAUUCAGCUCUCGACAAUUGUGGAAGCCUCCCAACUGCUCCAGAUCCUGCAGUCGCUGGACCCCCCUCUCGUCAUUGACGGCAAGACCAUCAACGUAGAGUUUGCAAAGGGCACAAAGAAGGAUGUGGUCCUGACGGAUGGUAGCCGGGCCAGUGCCGCCUCAGUGGCCAGCACAGCAAUCGCGGCGGCUCAAUGGGCAGUCAGCCAGAGUUCCGAUUCUGAUAACCAGGGUGCGUGGCUGAACCAGGACAACCAGCGAGACUAUUCGUACUACCGAGGAAGCCAGGACGACAGUUAUCUGCGGCAGUACGCCCAGCGAUAUGGUGGCCACUAUUCCCAUGACUACCAGCAGGGCUCAGACCAGCAGAAAUCCAGCAGGCGUCCUGUGCUGCCAACAACGUACGAGGCACCACCUACUGUUGCAGUGUCGGAAGCCUCCUCGGAGCCUGGCAUUCCAGGCGUUGAUCCUCUCCUGAGCCCGCAGUCAGGGCAGGCAGAAGCUGCUCCACAGCUCUAUCAGAAGUCAUCCAGUACCGCGUCAGACAGCACCUGCACCACACAGACCUCCCGCACCCCCGGAAACCAGAAGGCAGAGAAUGCCCCAGAUCUGCCCCAGGUCGGUGCCAGCCAUUCCUCGGGAGCCAAUGGCAGCGGUCACUCUCUAACCAGCUCUUCCACCGCGACCCAGGACUACACGCAGUACCCCGUGCCUGAUGUCUCUACUUACCAGUAUGACGAGGUCUCGGGAUAUUAUUACGACCCCCAGACUGGACUCUACUAUGACCCCAACUCACAGUACUAUUAUAACGCACAGACACAGCAGUACCUGUACUGGGAUGGGGACAAGCAGACCUACCUACCGGCCCCUGACCAGAGCGGUGAUCCCAAAGACGGUUCCGGCCUGAAGGAAGGCAAGGAGAAGAAGGAGAAGCCCAAGAGCAAGACAGCUCAGCAGAUCGCCAAAGACAUGGAGCGCUGGGCCAAGAGCCUGAACAAGCAGAAGGAGAACUUCAAGAACAGCUUCCAGCCACUGAGCUACAUGCGAGAGAGCGAGCGCCGGGAGUCAGCCUCUGCCGACGCGGGCUACGCCAUGCUGGAGAAGAAGAGUUCCCUGGCUGAGCGUCAACAUGUAAUGAUGGAACACCUCAAACGCACCAGCGACAAGAUGAGGGACGAUGACGCUCGGACGAAGUCGAGCCCACUGCGGGGGCUGGUGGCGGCCUACAGUGGUGAGAGCGACAGUGAGGAGGAGCCGGAGGAGGAGCAGGAGGAGAGGCUGACCGACUGGCAGAAGCUGGCCUGUUUGCUGUGUCGCAGGCAGUUCCCCAGCAAAGAGGCUCUCAUCCGUCACCAGCAGCUCUCCGAGCUCCACAAGCAAAACCUAGAGAUACAUAGGCGCUCGAAGCUGUCAGAGGCCGAGCUGGAAGCCCUGGAGAAGAGUGAGAGAGAGCUGAAGUACAGAGCAGCAGAGAGACGGGGCAAGCUGCCCAUGGCUGAUGUAUCGGAGCCCAAGAGGAAAAGGACACAGGCAACGUUCGAUGGACUAAACCAGGACAUUGGAAACCGCAUGAUGGGCUGGAAGGCUGGCGGCAGACUGGGGAGCAAAGACUCAGGCCUGUCCUCUCAGUAGCCCUGAGGCUUCGUGGGAUCCUCAUCGUCCGUGUCGUGCCUGGAGCGUGUGGUGAGCGGUGCCCACCACCCCACCGGUGAAAGGCACAACACCUCUGCUCCCUGGGAGUCCACAGCACUGGCCGUUCAUCCUGACCAGCUCAGAGAAAGACUGUAAAUAUUUUUAUCAGCCUACAAUAUGUACUUUUUUUUUACCAAUUAAAACCAAACUGUUUCUGAA
Messenger RNA from Hypanus sabinus (Atlantic stingray), 3097 nucleotides. RefSeq names its product RNA-binding protein 10-like. Gene Ontology annotation, biological process: mRNA splicing, via spliceosome. The record is from RefSeq and is a predicted model, not a curated record. Gene Ontology annotation, molecular function: RNA binding. Bases 284 to 2878 code for a protein of 864 amino acids. Gene Ontology annotation, cellular component: nucleus. Lineage: Eukaryota; Metazoa; Chordata; Chondrichthyes; Myliobatiformes; Dasyatidae. The transcript has 26 exons.